CUGUUUGACCGGGAGCUGUGCGUCCGUCAGCUGAGGUACUCAGGGAUGAUGGAGACUAUCCGGAUCCGCCGGGCUGGCUAUCCCAUCCGCUAUACAUUUGUGGAGUUUGUGGACCGGUACCGGGUGCUCAUGCCCGGGGUGAAGCCAGCAUACAAGCAGGGUGACCUUCGUGGGACGUGCCAGCGCAUUGCCGAAGCAGUGCUCGGGAAGGAUGAUGACUGGCAGAUUGGCAAGACAAAGAUAUUCCUGAAGGACCACCACGACAUGCUGUUGGAGAUUGAGAGAGACAAGGCCAUCACGGACAAAGUCAUCCUCAUCCAGAAGGUGGUCCGUGGGUUUAAAGACAGGUCCAAUUUCCUGAAAGUGAGAAAUUCAGUCCUGAUGAUUCAGAGAUACUGGCGUGGACAUAACUGCAGGAAGAACUACGGUGCUAUGCGGAUCGGCUUCCUGAGACUGCAAGCCCUCUACCGAUCCCGCAAGCUCCACAAGCAGUACCACAUGGCUCGCCGGCGGAUCAUCGAGUUCCAGGCACGAUGCCGGGGCUACCUGGUCCGUAGGGCUUUCCGUCACCGCCUCUGGGCUGUCCUCACCGUCCAGGCAUACGCCCGGGGCAUGAUCGCCCGAAGGCUGUACAAGCGCCUCCGGGGCGAAUAUCAUCGACGCCUGGAAGCAGAGAAACUUCGUCUGGCAGAAGAGGAACGACUCCGAAAGGAGAUGAGUGCCAAGAAAGCCAAAGAGGAAGCAGAAAAGAAACACCAAGUACGCCUGGCCCAGCUGGCGCGGGAAGACGCAGAGAGAGAAGUAAAGGAGAAGGAGGAAGCACGUCGGAAGAAAGAGCUCUUAGAAAAAAUGGAGAAAGCUCGCAACGAGCCAGUGAAUGACUCGGAAAUGGUGGACAAAAUGUUUGGAUUCCUGGGGACGACCUCCUCUCUGCCUGGUCAGGAAGGACAGGCACCCAAUGGCUUCGAGGAUCUUGAACGAGCUCAGAAGGAGCUGGAGGAAGAAGACCUUGAUGCAGCAUUGCCUCUCCCUGAAGAAGAGGAGGAAGACCUCUCCGAGUACAAAUUUGCCAAGUUUGCCGCCACAUAUUUCCAGGGCACGACAACACACACCUACAUCCGCCGGCCUCUCAAGCAGCCUCUCUUGUACCAUGAAGAUGAAGGAGACCAGUUGGCAGCACUUGCUGUAUGGAUCACUAUCCUCCGUUUCAUGGGAGACCUCCCUGAGCCGAAAUAUCAUACAGCCAUGAGUGACGGUGGCGAGAAGAUACCCGUGAUGACAAAAAUCUAUGAGACUCUUGGGAAGAAGACCUAUAAGAAAGAACUGCAGGCUCUGCAGGGAGAAGGAGAGAGUACUCACAUUGAUGGGCACAAGAAGAACAGUGUGCGGCACAAAUUGGUCUCCUUAACGCUCAAGAAGAAAUCCAAACUGACUGAGGAGGUGACCAAGAGACUUCAUGAUGGUGAGUCUACGCUCCAGGGUAAUAGCAUGCUUGAAGACCGACCCACCUCCAACCUGGAGAAGCUCCAUUUCAUUAUUGGUAAUGGCAUCCUCAGGCCAGCCUUAAGGGAUGAAAUCUAUUGUCAAAUCUGCAAGCAGCUGACACAGAACCCAUCCAAAAGCAGCCAUGCCAGGGGUUGGAUUCUGAUGUCCCUCUGUGUGGGAUGUUUUGCUCCUUCUGAGAAGUUUGUGAAGUAUUUAAGGAACUUUAUCAAUGGAGGUCCCCCAGGCUACGCUCCCUAUUGCGAAGAGAGGCUGAGGAGGACGUUUGCCAAUGGGACAAGGACACAGCCACCCAGCUGGCUGGAGCUGCAGGCAACCAAAUCCAAGAAACCAAUCAUGCUGCCUGUCACAUUUAUGGAUGGGACAACAAAAACACUGUUGACCGACUCCGCAACAACCGCUAAAGAGCUCUGUAAUUCCUUGGCCGACAAAAUCAGCCUGAAGGAUCGAUUUGGCUUCUCGCUUUAUAUCGCACUUUUUGACAAGGUCUCCUCGCUGGGCAGCGGCAAUGACCAUGUGAUGGACGCGGUGUCUCAGUGCGAGCAGUACGCCAAGGAGCAGGGAGCACAGGAGCGCAACGCGCCGUGGCGGCUCUUCUUCAGGAAGGAGAUCUUCACUCCUUGGCACAACCCGAGUGAGGACAAUGUGGCCACCAAUCUCAUUUACCAACAGAUCGUGCGAGGAGUGAAGUUUGGGGAGUACCGGUGUGACAAGGAAGAAGAUCUGGCAGAACUGGCUUCCCAGCAGUACUAUGUGGACUAUGGGUCAGAGAUGGUACUGGAAAGGCUGCUGAAUCUAAUUCCAUCCUACAUCCCAGACAGAGAGAUCACGGCUUCAAAAACAGUGGAAAAAUGGGCUCAGCUCAUUAUAGCUGCACAUAAAAAGGGAAUUUAUACUCAGAAGAGGACAGACCCCAAAAAAGUCAAGGAAGAAGUAGUGGAUUUUGCACGUUUCAAGUGGCCUUUGCUGUUUUCUCGGUUUUACGAAGCCUUCAAAUUCUCAGGGCCAAGCCUGCCUAAAAAUGAUGUGAUUGUAGCUGUCAACUGGACAGGGGUGUACUUUGUGGAUGAACAGGAGCAGGUUCUCUUAGAGCUCUCUUUCCCAGAGAUCACGGCUGUGUCGAGCAGCAGAGGGGGAAAGCUGCAAGGACAGAGUUUCACCUUGGCCACCAUUAAAGGCGAUGAAUACACUUUCACCUCCAACAAUGCAGAGGAUAUCCGGGACCUGGUGGUGACCUUCCUUGAAGGACUGAGGAAAAGGUCUAAGUAUGUGGUCACUCUCCAAGAUAACCCAAACCCUGUGGGAGAAGAAUCUGGGUUCCUCAGCUUCCUUAAAGGUGACCUCAUAGUUCUGGACCAGGACACGGGAGAACAUGUGAUGAACUCAGGGUGGGCUAAUGGGUUCAAUGAACGAACCAAGCAGAGAGGGGAUUUCCCCACAGACUCCGUCUACGUCUUGCCUACAGUCACCAUGCCUCCACUGGAGAUCGUGGCACUGGUCACGAUGACCCCUGACCAACGACAAGAUGUUAUCAGAACCUCUCAGCUGGCAAUUUCAGACAGUGAAGAGAGAGUGAAGCCAUACACCUUGGAGGAAUUUUCCUAUGAUUAUUUUAGGCCACCUCCCAAGCACACCCUGAGCCGGGUCAUGAUCACCAAAAGCCGUGGGAAGGACAAGCUGUGGUGUUACACCCGUGAGCCCAUCAAACAACCAUUGCUGAAGAAGAUCCUGGGCAGUGAGGAACUGUCCCAAGAAGCCUGCAUGGCCUUCAUUGCAGUGCUGAAGUACAUGGGUGACUACCCAUCCAAAAGGACCCGCUCAGUUAAUGAGCUGACAGACCAAAUAUUUGAAGGUGCCUUGAAAGCUGAACCCCUGAAGGAUGAAAUCUACUGCCAGACCCUCAAGCAGCUCACAGACAACCACAUCAAGUAUAGUGAAGAGAAAGGCUGGGAGCUGUUGUGGUUGUGUACAGGCCUUUUCCCUCCAAGUAACAUCCUCCUGCCCCACGUCCAGAGGUUCCUGCAGUCCCGGAAACAUCACCCCUUGGCAGCAGACUGCAUCCAGAGACUCCAGAAAGCCCUGAGGUAUGGCACCAAAAGACCUAGUCCUGACUGGUCUGAUUAG
Pterocles gutturalis (yellow-throated sandgrouse) is the source of this 3627-nucleotide messenger RNA. Its product is annotated as unconventional myosin-VIIa-like. Gene Ontology annotation, cellular component: myosin complex; cytoskeleton. The annotation marks the transcript as partial. NCBI's taxonomy places the organism in Eukaryota, Metazoa, Chordata, Aves, Pterocliformes, Pteroclidae. Gene Ontology annotation, molecular function: protein binding; ATP binding; cytoskeletal motor activity. The record is from RefSeq and is a predicted model, not a curated record. The transcript has 24 exons.